AUGGCUCCCCCAUGGAGCUCGGUGCGCAUCGCCGCCUCCGGGCUGGCCAUGUUGGCAUCGUGGACCUCGACUGCGAAUGCCGUCGACAUGACGGCUGCCGACUACUUUGUCCACUCGUUGCCUGGCGCUCCGGCUGGUCCGCUGGUCAAGAUGCAUGCUGGACACGUAGAGGUCACCCCAGCAGGCAGCGGCAACGGCAACCUGUUCUUCUGGCAUUUCGAGAAUCAGCACAUCGCCGACCGACAACGCACCGUCAUCUGGCUCAACGGUGGCCCCGGCUGCAGCUCCGAGGAUGGUGCGUUGAUGGAGAUUGGCCCCUACCGAUUGAAGGACGAGAAUAAUCUCGAGUACAACAAUGGCUCGUGGCAUGAGUUUGCGAACCUUCUAUUCGUCGACAACCCCGUCGGCACCGGCUUCAGCUACGUCGACACCAACAAGUACGUCUCGGAGCUCGACGAGAUGGCCAACCAGUUCACUACGUUCCUCGAGAAGUGGUUCAAGCUCUUCCCUCAGUAUGAGCAUGACGACAUCUACAUCGCGGGCGAGUCCUUUGCUGGCCAGCACAUUCCCUACAUCGCCAAGGCUAUUCUCGAGCGCAACAAGCAGCCCGCCACCAAACACACCUGGAACUUGAAGGGUCUCUUGAUUGGAAACGGCUGGAUAUCUCCCCCGGAGCAGUACGACGCCUACUUGCAAUUUGCUUACGAGAAGGGUUUGGUGAAGAAGGGCUCCACCGAGGGCAACAAAAUCGAGGCCCAGAAAGCUGUCUGCCACCAGAAGAUUGCCGCCUCCGCCAAGGACGCCGUCGAUGUCUCGGAUUGUGAAGAGAUUCUGCAAGAGAUCCUUCGGUUGACUGCUGAAACCCUUCCCAAAGAUUCCAGGGGCAAGAACCAGUGUGUAAACAUGUACGACGUUCGCCUGACCGACACCUACCCGAGCUGUGGAAUGAACUGGCCUCCGGACUUGACAAGUGUUACUCCGUACCUCCGCAAGAGCGAAGUCACUGCAGCCUUGCACAUCAACUCGGCAAAGAGCACAGGCUGGCAGGAGUGCAACGGUGCUGUAGGCGCUGCAUUCAAGGCACAGAACUCUGUGCCUUCAGUUCGCCUGCUACCCGAUAUCCUGAAAGAAGUCGACGUGCUGCUCUUCUCGGGAGCUGAGGAUCUCAUUUGCAACCACCUUGGCACUGAAGCCUUCAUCAGCAACAUGCAGUGGAAUGGCGGCAAGGGAUUUGAGGUUUCUCCCGGCAACUGGGCUCCGCGCCAGGACUGGACCUUUGAGGGCGAGUCUGCUGGUUUCUGGCAGCAGGCCAGAAACCUGACCUACGUGCUAUUCUACAACUCGUCCCACAUGGUGCCAUUUGACUAUCCUCGCCGCACUCGGGACAUGCUCGACAGGUUCCUGGGCGUGGAUAUUAGCGGCAUCGGUGGUGUACCGGGCCAGAGUCUGCUUGACGGCGAGAAGCUCCCAGAUACCACCGUUGGAGGUGCUACCAACAACACGGCAUCCGACCAGGCCCAAAAGGACAAGGCGCUCGAAGACGCCAAAUGGGCUGCGUAUCAGAAGUCUGGAGAACUUGUCUUGGCCAUCGUGGCUAUUGGGGCUGCCGUCUGGGGCUUCUGCAUGUGGAGAAGCCGGAGACGUACUCAGGGCUACCAAGGACUAGCAGCAGCUGCCGAGAGAGUUCGCGGCAACACCGGCCUCGAGAGCUUCCGCAACAAGAGGUCGGGCCGUGAUGUGGAGGCAGGCGACUUCGACGAGAGCGAGCUGGACGACCUCAACGUGGCAACGCCUACAGAAAUGAACAAGGAGCGGUACAGCAUCGGCGAUGACAGUGACGAGGAGCACCCCAGCGAGAAGCGCAAAGAGGGUCAGUCAAGCUCACACUAG
Molecule: messenger RNA, 1890 nt
Organism: Neoarthrinium moseri
Lineage: Eukaryota; Fungi; Ascomycota; Sordariomycetes; Amphisphaeriales; Apiosporaceae
Exons: 3
Coding region: 1-1890 (629 amino acids)
Biological process (GO): apoptotic process; proteolysis
Cellular component (GO): trans-Golgi network
Molecular function (GO): serine-type carboxypeptidase activity
Source: RefSeq, a predicted model, not a curated record